CUUUCAGCAUGGCCCCUUGCCAGGGGAGGCUUUAAAAGGGUGGGGGCGCGUGUCUACUCUCACUCUCACGGCAGGACAUCCCAAGGGCAUCAAAGCAAGACAAGAUGACUCACCAUUGCACCAAGUUCUCCGGCCACUGGAAGAUCAUUGUCUUCGACGAGGAGUGCUUCCAGGGCCGUCGCCAUGAGUUCACCUCCGAGUGCUGCAACGUGAUGGAGUUUGGCUUUGAGACCGUGCGCUCCCUCAGAGUGGAGAGUGGAGCCUGGGUGGGUUAUGAGCACGCCUCCUACCAGGGACAGCAGUUUGUCCUGGAGAGGGGAGAGUACCCCCAGUGUGAUGCUUUCGGCGGUAGCAAUGCCUAUCACAUUGAGAGACUGACCUCCUUCAGACCAAUUGCCUGUGCUAACCACAGAGAGUGUCGUAUGACUAUCUACGAGCGUGAGAACUUCCUGGGCCGCAAGGGUGAGCUUAGCGACGAUUACCCCUCCCUCCAGGCCAUGGGCUGGUGCAACAACGAAGUUGGCUCUCUCAGGAUCCAGUCUGGAGCAUUUGUGUGCUACCAGUACCCUGGCUAUCGUGGAUACCAGUAUAUCAUGGAGUGUGAUCGUCACUGUGGGGAGUACAAACACUUCAGGGAGUUUGGCUCCCACUGCCAGACCCCUCAGAUCCAGUCCAUCCGCCGCAUUCAGCAGUAACAACUUACUCCAAACUCCCCAGACCCCCCCUUCCCAUCUGACCCUUCACCUUUUACCCCUGCUGCUACCUAGUGCUGAAUAAAAUGUAUUUCUUAAACCCUA
This is a messenger RNA of Platichthys flesus (European flounder), 797 nucleotides long. RefSeq names its product crystallin, beta A4 (gene cryba4). The record is from RefSeq and is a predicted model, not a curated record. The coding region runs from base 105 to 695 and encodes 196 amino acids. Gene Ontology annotation, biological process: lens development in camera-type eye; visual perception. NCBI's taxonomy places the organism in Eukaryota, Metazoa, Chordata, Actinopteri, Pleuronectiformes, Pleuronectidae. Gene Ontology annotation, molecular function: structural constituent of eye lens. The transcript is spliced from 6 exons.